AUGUUUCUUAUUCUUUCAUUUCCUUUUAACUCUUUUUUUCACUUUCAUUUCCUUCUACUUUUUUAUUAUUUCUUACACUCAAAUUUCCUUGAUAUGUUUCUUACUCUUCCAUUUCGUUCUGAUUUUCGUAUUUUGCAAAUAAUUCUUUUUUUCCUCUCUUCCCGUAUUCUUAUUCUUUCAUUUCCUUCUAGACCGUUUCUUGAUACAUUUCCUUCUACUUUUCCCAUUAUUUCUUAUUUGCUUUUCAUUUCCUUCUACUCUUAUUAUUUCUUGUUCUUUCAUUCCUUCUACUCUUCCCCAUUCUCCCUUCUUUCUUUCUUCUUUUCCCUAUUUCUUAUUCUUUCAUUUCCUUCUCUUCCCCUUAUUUCUUAUUCUUUCCCUUCUACUUCCCCCUUUCAUUUUCUAUCCUUGUCUUUCAUUUCCUACUACCUAUUCUUUCAUUCUGCAGAUUCCCCGUAUUUUCUUAUUUUCUUUUUAAUUUUAUUAUUUCUUAUUCUUUACUUUUUCCAUUUGUUAUUCUUUCAAUCGAUCUUCCCAUUUUUCUUAACUUUCCACUCUUCCAUUUUUCUUAUUCUUUCAUUUCCUUCUUUUCCCAAUCGCUCUUAUUCUUUCAUUUCCUUCUACUCUUUCCGUAUUCUUUCAUUUAAUUAUUAUUUUCUUAUUCUUUCAUUUCGAUUCUACUUUUCCCAUUAUUUCUUAAUCUUUCAUUUUCCUUCUAUACUCCAUUAUUUCUUUCUUUCAUUUCCCUUCUCUCUUCUUGUUUUCUUAGUCUUUUUAUUUCCUUCUAAUUUUCAUCAUCAUUUCAUCUUUUUCCCAUUUUUCAUUUUCUUUCAUUUAAAGAUCCUUCAUUGUUCCAUUUUUCUAUUUCUUUUUUUUUCAUUUUCUAUUUGUACAUCAUUCGCCAUUUUUUUCUUUUUCAUUUCCUUUUUUUUUCUUUUUCAUUUCCUUGAAAUUUCAUCAUCGUUCACAUCCCUUUUUCAACUUCUUUUUAUUUCCUUGAAAUUUCAUCAUCGUUCACAUCCCUUUUAUUUUUAUCUGAACGGGUUCAUUUCUUUUCCAAUUUCAUCAUCGUUCACAUUUUUUUUUCUUUUUCAUUUCCUUGAAAUUUCAUCUCGUUCACACAUCCUUUUUAUUUCUUUUUGUUUCCUUGAAAUUUCAUCAUCGUUCACAUCCCUUUUUUUUUCUUUUUUCAUUUCCUUGAAAUUUCAUCAUCGUUCACACAUCCCUUUUUAUUUUUUUUUUAUUUCCUUCCAAUUUCAUCAUCGUUCACACAUCUCUUUUAUUUCUUUUUUUUUUUCUUUAAAUUUCAUCAUCGUUCAUGACAUCCCUUUUAUUUCUUUUUUCAUUUCCGUUUUGAAAUUUCAUCAUCGUUCACACAUCCCUUUUAUUUCUUUUUUUUCCUUUUUAUUUCAUCAUCGUUCACACAUCCUUUUUUUCUUUUCCUUGAAAUUUCAUCAUCGUUCACACAUCCCUUUUAUUUCUUUUUUAUUUCCUUGA
This is a messenger RNA of Acanthosepion pharaonis, 1497 nucleotides long. Lineage: Eukaryota; Metazoa; Mollusca; Cephalopoda; Sepiida; Sepiidae. The record is from the annotation of a GenBank genome assembly.